Chanos chanos (milkfish) is the source of this 2438-nucleotide messenger RNA. It is a transcript of the gene spoplb, whose product is annotated as speckle type BTB/POZ protein like b. Gene Ontology annotation, molecular function: protein binding. Bases 353 to 1531 code for a protein of 392 amino acids. The transcript has 12 exons. The record is from RefSeq and is a predicted model, not a curated record. Lineage: Eukaryota; Metazoa; Chordata; Actinopteri; Gonorynchiformes; Chanidae.
ACCGCUAUGUGCUUUAGCUAAGCUGUUUUGAGAGAGAAAGAGAAAACGCCUCACAGUCAUUCACUGCGAGGACAAAAAGUUAACUUUUUGCGCACAAAUAGUUUCUAGGGUUAAGAGUGGCCAUAUUAGAGUUUGGCUUUGUCCGUAUUGAGGAGUGAUUGAGAGGAUGGGCUGUGGAGAGACUGAGAACAGUAUGCAGUGAAUAGGCCUGGCUCCAGUCAUCUCACCGCUGGCACAGUGCCCAAUUCCUCGAGAUGAUGUCAGUAAUGGCAUGAGAGGCCCGGCGUGCGCCCAACACAGCGUCAAAUUGUGAACUUCAUAAGAGGGACUUGAGAAGGGGGGGAAGCUGGCCAUGUCCCGGGUCCCCACACCCCCUCCCCCGGGGGAAAUGACAUCAGGACCUGUGGCAGAGAGCUGGUGUUACACACAGGUUAAAGUAGUGAAGUUCUCCUAUAUGUGGACAAUAAACAACUUCAGUUUCUGUCGUGAGGAGAUGGGUGAGGUACUGAAGAGCUCAACAUUUUCCUCUGGUCCCAACGAUAAGAUGAAAUGGUGUUUGAGGGUGAAUCCAAAGGGGUUGGAUGAUGAAAGUAAAGAUUACCUUUCUCUGUACUUGCUGCUCGUCAGCUGUCCAAAAAGUGAGGUCCGAGCAAAGUUCAAAUUUUCCUUACUCAACGCCAAAAGAGAAGAAACUAAAGCCAUGGAAAGCCAAAGAGCCUACCGAUUUGUCCAAGGAAAGGACUGGGGCUUCAAAAAAUUUAUUAGGCGAGACUUUUUGCUCGAUGAAGCAAAUGGACUUCUUCCAGAUGACAAACUUACCCUUUUCUGUGAGGUAAGCGUGGUGCAGGACUCUGUGAACAUCUCUGGCCAGUCCAACAUGAACAUGCUGAAGGUUCCGGAAUGCCAGCUGUCAGAUGACCUGGGCAAUCUGUGGGAAGGCUCGAGGUUUACAGACUGCAGCCUGUUUGUGGGUGGGCAGGAAUUCAAAGCACACAAAUCCAUAUUGGCUGCACGGUCACCAGUUUUCAAUGCCAUGUUUGAACACAAAAUGGAGGAAAGUAAGAAGAACCGAGUGGACAUCAGUGAUGUGGAGCCAGACGUUUUUAGGGAGAUGAUGGUUUUCAUUUACACAGGGAAAGCUCCCAACCUUGAAAAAAUGGCCGAUAACCUGCUGGCUGCAGCAGACAAGUAUGCUCUGGAGAGGCUGAAGGUGAUGUGUGAGGAAGCUCUGUGUAACAGUCUGUCUGUAGAGAAUGUGGCAGAUAUCCUGAUACUGGCUGACCUGCAUAGUGCAGAGCAGCUCAAAGCGCAAGCCAUAGACUUCAUCAACAGGUGCAGUGUUCUCCGACAGCUCGGUUGUAAAGAUGGAAAGAACUGGAAUAGCAAUCACGCAGCGGAUAUAAUGGAGACCGCGGGCUGGAAAGCCAUGAUUCAGUCUCAUCCUCACUUAGUGGCCGAGGCCUUUCGCGCACUCGCCUCCGCCCAGUGCCCUCCGUUCGGCCUGCCCAGGAAACGACUAAAACAGUCCUGACCUCUGCUUUUAAAGACUGCAUAAAGACACGACACGGGACGGAACCACCCCAACCCCUCCUCCCAGCCUCACUCCACUUGCCUGAGCCAAGUUGGGAGGAGUUCUGUUGUUCCACAAUGCUCUCUGCUCGCCAGAGACCAGAAGGACUUGAACAUGGCUGCCUCCCCGUCAGCUCCCCCAGUUUGUAGGAGGAGUCCUAGGAGCUUCACUUUGCGAUUACGUCAUUUUAAAAGGGCCUUAAACAAUCUUGCCACCCUUUCUCUCUCUCUCUCUCUCUCUCUCUCGCUCUCUCUCUCUCUCUGUUGUCUCUGUGUGAAACCUGUGCCUGCUGUGGCUAGCACAAGGCCUACCCAAAUUGCACUAGAUACCCAUAAUGCAGUAGAUUUAAAUAUGGUGAUGUUUAGGACUCUGUCCAUUAGUGUUGUCUUUGGGCCGAGUCUCUUACACCCAGAUGUUGAGCCCCAUUCGAGAUCAGGCCUUUCAAAAAAUGGUGGGAACACAUGUCAAGCGCAAGAUCAUUUUCACAGACAUUUUUUUAAAGGGGUGUUAUUGCCCAUAUUGAUGGCAAAAUCUUUUGUAUUAUGUUAAACAUCUCUAAAAAAAAAAAAAUGGGCAUAGGUAUUACCUGAAGUUCAGGCUUCAAAAUACUUGGUAAAAUGUGAUGCAUCGUGAGUAUGUGAUUAUAAGUAUUACACACAACUGAAGAUUUCUGUAUUUUGCACCUCCUUAAUUAUUGGGUAAAUAUGAAGACUUGUUUACCAUUUUUUGUUUACAAAACAUUUUUCCUUUUCACACACAGACUUAUUUUUGACCUUAAUUGUAUGGAUUUUAUUUUCCGUUAAAUACUGCUUUGCAUACUCUAUCAAAUGCCAGAGUUCUUUGUGUUUGGGAAAAAAAAGUAUUGUGG